CUUGGGAUAUUUUAUCAUACUGUUUGUUGUAAUAAGCUAUUACAUGAAGUAAUCAAGCAAUAUAUGAUAUAUCCUUAAUUUCCCAUAAUGUCGCUACAUGAGAUAAUUUACUCAAGAUCCUUAAGUCUGAAAUAACAUGGAGGGAUUAGGCUGUCAGUAAAUUUCUCAAAACCGCUAAAUGCUUAAUUCCCCUAUUCUCACAGACCAUCCUCAGCUGACAGUGAGUUCUGCAGUCAUCAGAGAGAGAGAAUCAGUUCAGCUGAGUUGUGAGACUCCUCCAUCUCUCCAUGUGUCUCACUGUUACUUCUACAUAGAGGGGGUGAAGAAUCUUCCAGACUCAUCGUGUACGCAGACAAUAACAGGAACUGAGCUGCUCAAGAGGGCGGGUUCAACAAUUCCAGCUGUGGUCAAAGUGAAAUGUUACUACGCUAUAGGGAAGUCUCACAUAUCUCCUAUCAGUGACCCUGUCUCAGUCACUGUUCAGGUGGGUUUGACUCCAGGUCCUAGAUCUACUUUGCCGGCCAGCACGACAGUGAGUCCUACAGAAGUUUCAACUGUUACUUCUACUUUGACCCCAGACACCACAGUGAGACCAACUACCAGUUUUACCUCUCCUUUGACCCCCAGUACAGCAGUGAAUCCUACAUCAGGAGGUCAAAGCUCCACAGAAAGCGUUCUGGGUUCGACUGUUACUUCUACUUUGACCCCUGACAUCACAGUGAGACCAACUAGUUUGACCUCUCCUUUUGCCCCCAGCACAGCAGUGAAUCCUAUAUCAGAUUUGACUGUUAGUCCUACUUUGACAUCUGACACCCCAAAGAGUCCAACUGAAAGAGGUCAAAGCUCCACAGACAGUGUUGUGAAUUCAAACGGUCAGAAAAGAGUUUUGGCGGUGCAAUUAUGGCAGGCAGCAGUGGGUAUGGCUUCUGGAGUUGGCAUGUUCCUGAUGGGAAUGACAGCUGUCUGUAUCUGUAGGAGGACCAAGAAAAACUAUUCCCAGAGAUCUACAGCCAGACAGGAUGAUCACAGCCGAUUAUCUGUUCUAGAUGAUUUGGUGAUGGGAGCUGUGAGCAGUGCAGGCAUGUUGGAUUCAAGGGAUGCUGGGAUCAAUUCUCUCAUCACCUUUGUACCGUCCACGUUUUUGCCCUCAGGUCCUGUGCAGGUAUCUGCAAAUGAAAAUGUGGAUUCAGAGAAUGUAAGGAUCUACAGCCUGAUCACUUCUGUACCAUCCACAUCUAUACCAUCAGGCCCUUUUGAAGAAAAUGGACAGUCAUCUGAAAACGACAAUUCUGAUGCGUACCACGUAUACAGCUCAAUCCCCGACAGACCAGCAACAUCAGCCCAGCCGGAUGGGUUGUACAGUCUUCUGCAGGCACACUGAAACUACACCACUGGCUUUCUAUAACUAUGUCUCACAGAAAUACUCUUCUAUGUAGGAUGUCCUUUAUUUGUCAUACAACAUGGUACUGUGAAUAAGUAUCUAAUACAUCUACUGCUGUGCCGUUUCUAGUC
Molecule: messenger RNA, 1512 nt
Organism: Coregonus clupeaformis (lake whitefish)
Lineage: Eukaryota; Metazoa; Chordata; Actinopteri; Salmoniformes; Salmonidae
Exons: 17
Coding region: 179-1381 (400 amino acids)
Source: RefSeq, a predicted model, not a curated record